Meleagris gallopavo (turkey) is the source of this 3402-nucleotide messenger RNA. Lineage: Eukaryota; Metazoa; Chordata; Aves; Galliformes; Phasianidae. The record is from RefSeq and is a predicted model, not a curated record.
CUGGUGUGCACUGGGAUGUGCUGUGCACAGUGCGGUGCCCCUGCCCACGCUCUCCUUCUGCCCGCAGUGAGCUUUGCAGCCUGCGGCAGGCGGCCGUGGGCCGUGUAUGUUCCGGCUGAUACACGCUUCAAGGUGAACGUGGAUGGCGUUGUCUCAACAAAACGGCCAUUGACGCUCCAUGGGAGGGAGAUCAGCUUCAUCAUCUACGCACGGGAUGCCACAGGCAAGAGGCACUCAGCCCGGGUGACUGUGGGAAGGCAGAGGCACCGCCGCCACCACCACCACAACCACCACCUGCAGGACAUGACGCCGGCUGUGCUGACCUUCCCCAAGCACGACUCCGGCUUCCUCCGGAGGCAGAAGAGGGAUUGGGUCAUCCCCCCCAUCAGCUGCCUCGAGAACCACCGGGGGCCGUACCCCAUGAGGCUGGUGCAGAUCAAAUCCAACAAGGACAAAGAGUCCAAGGUGUACUACAGCAUCACGGGGCAGGGCGCGGACAGCCCGCCCGUGGGCAUCUUCGUCAUCGAGCGCGAGACGGGGUGGCUGGAGGUGACCGAGCAGCUGGACCGGGAGAAGAUCGAUCGCUACACCCUCUACUCCCAUGCCGUGUCCGAGAAUGGCAAACCCGUGGAGGAGCCAAUGGAGAUCAUAGUGACGGUGACGGACCAAAAUGACAACAAGCCCCAGUUCACACAGGAGGUGUUCCGGGGCUCUGUGCCUGAAGGCGCGCUGCCAGGCACUUCGGUGAUGCAGGUGAACGCCACGGAUGCUGACGAUGAUGUGGAGACCUACAAUGGUGUCAUCGCCUACUCCAUCCUCAGCCAGGAGCCACGGGAGCCCCAUCCCGACAUGUUCACCGUCAACCGCGCCACCGGCACCCUCAGUGUCAUCGCCAGCGGCCUCGACCGGGAGCGCGUGCGGGAGUACACGCUGACCAUGCAAGCAGCCGACCUGGACGGGCAGGGGCUGACCACGACAGCACUGGCUGUGAUUGAGAUCACGGAUGUCAAUGACAACGCCCCUGAGUUUGACCCCAAAAUGUAUGAAGCGGCUGUGCCAGAGAAUGAGGCUGAGCUGGAGGUGGCCCGGUUGGCCAGCACGGACCUGGAUGAGCCACAGACACCAGCGUGGCGUGCUGUCUACUCCAUCGUGCGUGGCAAUGAGGGUGGUGCCUUCACCAUCACCACUGACCCUGCCAGCAAUGAGGGUGUCCUGCGCACGGCCAAGGGUCUGGACUACGAGGCCAAGCGCCAGUUCGUGCUCCAUGUGUCUGUGGUCAAUGAAGCUCCCUUCGCCAUCAAGCUUCCCACAGCCACGGCCACAGUGAUGGUCAGUGUGGAGGAUGUGAACGAGGCGCCUGCCUUUGACCCGCCGCUGCGGCUGGCCCAGGUGCCGGAGGACGUGCCACUGGGGCAGCCCCUCGCCUCCUAUACAGCCCAGGAUCCCGACAGAGCCCAGCAGCAGCGUAUCAAGUACGUGAUGGGCAGUGACCCUGCGGGCUGGCUGGCUGUGCACCCCGAGAAUGGCCUCGUAACAGCACGGGAGCAGUUGGACCGUGAGUCCCCGUUCACCAAGAACAGCACCUACAUGGCCGUGCUGCUGGCUGUAGAUGAUGGAUUGCCACCUGCCACAGGCACCGGCACGCUGCUCCUCACCCUGCUGGAUGUCAAUGACCACGGCCCUGAGCCUGAGCCCCGUGACAUCAUCAUCUGUAACCGCAGCCCUGUGCCUCAGGUGCUGACCAUCACCGACCAGGACCUGCCCCCCAACACCGGGCCAUUCCGUGCCGAGCUGAGCCACGGUUCUGGGGACAGCUGGGCGGUGGAGGUUGGCAGCGGAGGUGACACCGUUGCCUUGUGGCUGACGGAGCCCCUGGAGCAGAACCUGUACAGCGUCUACCUGCGGCUCUUCGACCGCCAGGGCAAGGACCAGGUCACCGUCAUCAGGGCACAAGUGUGCGACUGCCAGGGCCGGGUGGAGAGCUGUGCCCAGAAGCCGCGGGUGGAUACCGGUGUGCCCAUCGUGCUCGCCGUGCUGGGCGCCGUGCUGGCCCUGCUGCUUGUGUUGCUUCUGCUGCUUCUCCUGGUGAGGAGGAGGAAGGUGGUGAAGGAGCCACUGCUGCUGCCUGAGGACGACACGAGAGACAACAUCUUCUACUACGGGGAGGAAGGUGGGGGUGAGGAGGAUCAGGACUACGACCUGAGCCAGCUGCACCGCGGCCUGGACGCCCGCCCCGAAGUGAUCCGCAAUGAUGUGGCCCCCCCGCUGAUGGCCGCCCCCCAGUACCGGCCCCGGCCCGCCAACCCCGAUGAGAUCGGAAACUUCAUCGACGAGAACCUGAAGGCGGCCGACACGGACCCCACGGCCCCCCCCUACGACUCGCUGCUGGUGUUCGACUACGAGGGCGGUGGCUCAGAGGCCACCUCGCUCAGCUCCCUCAACUCCUCCGCCUCCGACCAGGACCAGGACUACGACUACCUCAACGAGUGGGGCAACCGCUUCAAGAAGCUGGCGGAGCUCUAUGGCGGCGGGGAGGACGAUGACUAGGCAGCCCUCGUCCCCUUGGCUGCCCAAAGCCACAUGACUCUUGCCAUUUCACCCCCUUGGACAUCGGACAUGCACUGGCUCUUGCAGCCCCCUCCAACAGUGUUGGAUCCGUCACUUGCAUCCCUCCCCUUCGGUGCAGGGAAAGCUCAGGGUCACCGGGGCUGGAGGCUUUUGGGGAGCCCACGCUUUUCCUGCCCCCUCAGCCCCACACAGGGCACAGUCCCAUUUGGAGCUCCUUGGGAACAGGCUGGUGGCAGGCGCUCCCUGGCCUGGAGGUGCGGUGCUCCUGGGUCAGCUCCCAGUGCCCGAAUCCCACAGCCCCCACCGCACAGCUGGUGCUCAGCAUCUCUCCCGCUGCAAGGAAAGAGGCCCCCGCUGCCUCUUUCCCUUUGCUACAGGGGAAGGGGUUUCUCCGGCACUCUCCAUAAUACCUCGUGCUCCCAACCCUGACACACUCAGGGUUUGGGAUGGCCUUUGUGUGGAGCUGCUCGUGUGUGUGUGCAGCGCAGGGUGGGUGAUCAAUCACACAGAUCAAUGACGUGCCAUUCUCUUCACAUGAUACACGAGAGAAUUAUAUUUGAUAUAGUACUUAUGGGCAGAUUUCUAUUUUUUUGUAUAACAGGUGAUGAUGUUAUUUCCAUCUGUGUCAUUUGUAAUUAUUGUUCUGUUAAUGAGAGGUACUUUCUGAAAUCAAGUGGCUUUACUUAAACUCUGAACUCCGUGUCUAGCUGUUGUUUUGUAUUUUUAAUAUGGGAAAAGGGCCUGAUGCACGCUGGAAGGCCAGCGAUUGUCUAAGUGUUAAUUGAUGGAAUGAUUUUUAUAUAAAAUUGAAAGAAUAAAUUGUAAGAAAACCAG